This is a messenger RNA of Zootoca vivipara (common lizard), 5917 nucleotides long. RefSeq names its product cell adhesion molecule L1 like (gene CHL1). The record is from RefSeq and is a predicted model, not a curated record. Gene Ontology annotation, biological process: cell-cell adhesion; axon guidance; brain development. Gene Ontology annotation, molecular function: cell-cell adhesion mediator activity. NCBI's taxonomy places the organism in Eukaryota, Metazoa, Chordata, Lepidosauria, Squamata, Lacertidae. Gene Ontology annotation, cellular component: plasma membrane; axon.
GUGUGUGAAACGAUUGGAGAGCAGGGCACCAGUGCCAAAGGAGACCUUUCUCCAGCCAUUUGAUGCCUGGUGGUGCCCACUUCCCUUCUGCUUCCUUCGCCCCCCUCUUCGUUUUCUCCCCUGUUGCAAGCAGCUGCUCUGAAGAAGAAGAACAACUCGGCUGCCUUUCCAAGGCAAAGUGAUUAAUUUGGCGAGCCGGGACGGGGCUUCCUGGUGCUGCGCUCGCCUCCAGAGCAAAAACGGAGCCGGGCUCCUUGGCAAACUCCUGCUGCCUCUUCCCGGAGAGGUCCACACGCCCCCCCACCCUACCCCAGGGGCUGCCCAGGCUGCAAGGGGCUGUGAAAUGAGAAGAAUGAAAGAGAUUUGAAUGUGUCAUCUUAUCCCAGGCUGGAAAAAAGAAGGAGCCGGCAUUACUGGCUUCGCUCUCCAGGAGUGUUUUAAACGGGACAGGAGGAGAACUGCAAAGCACUUUCCAAUCUGUUUGGACUCCCUGUUUACAGAAGAGAGAUGGAAAUGCCAUCAAACACAAAAGGGGCCGCUGUGUGCCUGCUUCUCUUUGUAUUAAGUUUGGCAGCGGCCAUUGAAAUCCCUCUUUCUGUACGGCAACUCCCGACAAUUACAGAGCACCCAACCGAUCAAGUUGCAUUUCCUUUUGACGAAGAGUUUACAAUCAAGUGCGAAGCUAUAGGGAACCCACAUCCAAGCUUUACUUGGAGAAAGGAUGGGAAAGUAUUUGAUCUGCAAGGUGACCCAAGGAUACUUACAUCAAACAAUUCUGGAACAUUUGUUGUUCGGAACCGUGGAAACAUCUCCAUUUUCCAAGGAAGGUAUCGCUGCUUGGCUUCCAAUGAACUAGGAACUGCCAUGUCAGACGAGAUUGAACUAGUAGUUCCAGGUAUUCCUAAAUUCCCCAAGGAGAAGAUUGACCCGAUAGAUGUAGAAUAUGGAGAUGCAAUGGUCUUGCACUGCAACCCUCCCAAGGGAAUCCCACCACUGCACAUUUAUUGGAUGAACAUUGACUUGCAACACAUCCCACAAGAUGAAAGGGUCUCCAUGAGCCUUAAGGGGGAUCUUUUCUUUGCAAAUGUGGAUGAAAAUGACAGCCGGAGUGAUUAUUGCUGCUUUGCUGCCUUUCCGAGGCUGAGGACUAUUGUGCAGAAAAUGCCAAUGACACUAACAGUUACACGUUCAAAACAUACUAAUGAUUCCAGUUCACCUAGCGCUGCCAAGGCAAAUUUAAUCAAGGAAAGAAAACCAAAACUUGUUAUCCCUGAGUCUCCUGGCCACAGUUCAGAAGUGACUGUCAUAAAAGGAUCUGAUCUUUUUCUGGAAUGCAUUGCUGAAGGACUUCCAACACCACAUCUAACCUGGAGAAGGGUUGACAGAGGAAGGGAUGACAGAGGAGUCAGAGAGAAUUUUGGGAAGAUAUUGAAGAUAGAACAAGUCACUACAGAUGAUGGAGGGGUCUAUGAAUGCGUUGCCAAGAAUGUUUUGGGAGAAACAAAACAUCAGUUCUCAGUGGACGUCGAAGAGCCACCCAUAUGGGUAACGAAACCCAAAAGUGGAGUUUACGGUGUUGGUGAAAGUUUUGUGCUGUUGUGCCAAGCCAUUGGCUAUCCUGAGCCAACUAUAAAGUGGAAAGUGAAUGGCAGGUCUCUUGAUGAGGCAGAAAUAAAAUCCAACAGGGCUGUUUUUUCAACAAGGGAGAUCAGUGUCACCGACCUAGAGCUGCAAGACAGUGCCGUGUACCAGUGUGAGGCUACGAACAAGCACGGCACCAUCCUCGCUACAGCAAACAUUGAUGUGCUUAACAUUCCUCCAGAAAUGUUAACUCCAGAUGGUGAAGAAUAUGUUGCGGUUGUAGGUUACCCAAGCCACCUAUACUGUCAGUUUUUUGCUGUCCCAUCUCCUGAUGUUACUUGGACUAAAGAUUAUGGCAUGCAGCACCUUGAUCCUGAUCAGAAUGGAACCCUGGAAAUCAGAGUAACGAGAAAGGAAGAUGCUGGGUCCUAUACUUGCUGGGUGAAAAAUUCCGCUGGGAGACGCGCUAUCACUGCUACCCUUACUGUCAGAAAUGCUACCAAAAUAUCUGUUCUGCCUAAGAACCCACAAAUUUUGAAAUCACAUCCAGUUGCAUUGAAAUGCCAUGCUGAGUUUGACUCCCAUUUGAAACACCACUUUCAAAUCUCUUGGAGAAAGGAUGGAAAGGAGCUUGUAAAGAAUGACACAGAGGAUGGGAGAAUAAUUAUGGAGAUGGACACCUUGAUUAUAUCGAAUGUGGAAUUAGAAGAUCAGGGUGUGUACACCUGUGUAGGCCGCACAUCUCUUGACAGUGCUACAGAUGAUUCCCGCAUAACUGUCCUUUAUGUCCCUGACCCACCAGAAGACCUCCACCUCUCCGAAAAACAGAGCAGAAGUGUGAGGCUAUCAUGGAAUGCUGGGAGCAGUAACAACAGCCCAAUUAAUGAAUCAAUUGUGGAAUUUGAAGAGAACCGAUGGGAGCCCAGAAAGUGGCAGGAAUUAAUCAGGCUCCCAGGGAAUGACAGUACAGUUGUCUUACCACUGUCCCCUUAUGUAAAUUACCAGUUCCGUGUUAUAUCUGUCAAUGCCGUUGGGAGAAGCCAGCCUAGCGAACCGUCAGAACGAUAUGAAACACCACCAGCUGCUCCAGACAAGAACCCGGAAAACAUCCGAAUUGAAUCUUCUGAACCACAUGAAAUGAACAUGACAUGGGAGCCACUAAAGCCCAUGGAGCAGAAUGGACCAGGCCUGGAGUACAAAGUGAACUGGAAACAACAGGAUAAUGUUGAAUGGGAUGAAGAAACAGUGAAAAAACAUUUCUUGGUAUUGAAGAACACCCCCACCUUUGUACCUUAUGAUAUCAAAGUUCAGGCAGUGAAUAGCUUUGGGUCUGGCCCUGAGCCCAAUAUAAUAACUGGCUACUCAAGCGAAGACAUUCCGGAAGCUGCUCCUUCAAAUGUGAUUGUACACGCUAUCAACAGUACUCUCGCUAAAGCCAUCUGGUCUACCAUUCCAAAGGACAGAGUUCGCGGCCACCUCCGGGGCUACAAGGUCAGCUGGUGGAAAAUACGAAGCCGUUUAGAUGGAAAAAGCCAUCGCCAGGAGAAACGUUUCUUGACAUUUAACGCAGACCGAAAUGAUGGAAUGAUUCCCGGCCUGGAGCCUUUCAGUGAAUACCUCUUAACUGUUUUGGCUUUUAAUUCGAAAGGAGCUGGACCAGAAAGCAACACAUACAAAUUCCAGACCCCCGAGGGAGUACCAGAAAAGCCACACUUCCUAAAGAUACUAAACUUAGAUAAAGACUCCGUAACAUUAUCAUGGGGACCACCAAAGAAACCAAAUGGCAUUGUCACUGGAUAUAUUUUGCAGUACCAGAUAAUUAAUGAAACUGAUGACGUUGGGCCCUUGCAUGAAAUCAAUAUUACCAACCCAUCAUCAUUCAACUUCAGGCUCUCCAAUCUGAGCAUCAGUACAAAGUACAAGUUCUAUGCAAGAGCCUGUACUGUACAAGGCUGUGGGAAACCAAUCACAGAGGAAGCAGUAACAGUAAGCGAAGGCAGUAAAGCUGUCGGGAAGAUUUCUGAAGCAGUAAAUCCCACCCCAAAGACUCAGCCUCUUGAGGCACUUGAGCCUGAAACUGCACACACAGUUCGACUAGUAACUAAGAAUUGGGUUGAUAAUAAUAGCAUUUCUGCAGAUGUAAUAGACGCAAGGGGGAGAGCAUCCAUUGGGAUUUAUGAAAGAAUCUCUACGCAAGGCUGGUUUAUUGGACUGAUGGGUGCCAUUGCUCUUCUGACUUUAUUGUUGCUCACAGUCUGCUUUGUUAAAAGGAACAAAGGAGGGAAAUACUCAGUGAAAGAAAAAGAAGAUUUGCAUCCGGAUCCCGAAGGCCAAUCCAUAAAAGAUGAAAUCUUUGGUGAAUAUAGUGACAGCGAUGAAAAGCCACUCAAAGGGAGCCUGCGGUCUCUCAACAUGGACAUCAAAACUGCAGAAAGCGCUGACAGUUUGGUGGAUUAUGGAGACGGGGACCACAGAAUGUUCAACGAAGAUGGCUCCUUUAUUGGAGCUUACACGGGCUGCAAGGAAAAAGCAUCGGUUGAAAGCAUCGGCAGCUCUACAGCAACCUUCCCUCUCCAUGCAUAAGAUGUUAGCAUGAAUAAUCCAUUUCAGAUCACCAUAUUUAUCGUUUACUAGCCAUCAAAUAUCAUACAGGUCAGACGUAGGCUGCAGGAAAGUUCAAGACCUUGACAUCCGGCCUAUGUAGAAAUAGGUGGUUGACUUCAAAAGCUGGUUUUUGAGACUCUUCUUCCUCAAGGCACGGUUGUUUUCAGUUAGUUAAAAUGUGACUCAGACCUACAGUUUGGUAAGAUAUAUGCCACUCAGUCUGACCAAAACCAAGGCUACUUCAGUGUUAUAUAUGUAUAUAGGGAUCUGGUGUCCUCCAUGUUUCUUACGACCCGGUCCUUUAGAUAUGUGUGGCUGCAACGACACUCAAACAGCUUACACUAAAAUGUUUACUAUGGUGUCUUUGGUUUCGAUGGUGGGUCAUAGGAGUCCUCCUGCACUGCCUCUCAGAUGCAAUCGCAUUUUAAAAAGUGACCACCAAUUACUGGAUGCUUAGGAUUGUGCUGGCAUGACUCACCCUGGGUUGGCCAAUGUCAGGUAGGAUGCUAUCUGACCAAAUCAUUGCCAGCCCUGCCUCUGCUAAACCCACCUGGUGCUCAGUUCUCUGCUACACAGCAACACUAUGUUAUGCCAUGCCAUGCCAUGCCAGUGUGUUGCAUCUGCCAAUGGUGUGCUAACACUGACCCACAGUAGCAGUGUGGCAUCUUGUAUCCAGAACAACCCCAGUGCAAUGUACUCUACUACUCACCCACUCAAUUCCGAAUGUUUGUUGCCACACUAUAGCUAAAAGGUUUGGACCUUAAACUAGAACUUCCUUUGUUUCUCAUUUCCUUUGCAUAAACAUUUCAAAGCCUGUUUUCUAAUACUAUCAGAACUUACAGGGAUCAGACUCCAGGCAGAGAAAUCAACAGUUACUUAUAGUAAAGUCCGAGAGAGAGAGAGAGAGAGAGAGAGAGAGAGAGAGAGAGAGAAUUUUAAAUGAAUGCAUUCCAAAUGCUACAUUAUUUAAUGUCCUAAAGGCAACUUCCCCAAUGAUUAUGGAAUUUGUAUUCUGUGUUGAUGGCAGAGGCUUAGAAAUGCAGCAUGGUCUACCUUCUGCCAAACUUCCUGAAACAUUGGAUUAAAAGUUUUUCUCCUCUUUUCGACCACUAGCUGGUGCUCUUUCUUUAUGAAUUCAGCUGCAACAGCUUUCUUCUGGCUGGGGAAAGCACAGGUCUGAUUUAGAGCAAUUGAGUUCCCUUCAGUUCAGGGGGGGGGGGUAAUAGGUUCUCCCGCUGCUUAGCACCCCUUUUAAGCAAAGUGCUGCCUUUUGAAGCAAACUGGGUUUAUCAGUACCCUAUCUGUAUAUUUGUACACCCACACACCUUUUUGUACAUAUUCUGUUUAUAUUGUUGGAAUGGGGGCAAGACACAUUUUUUUUGUUGUUCUGGGGUAUUUUUGCAGCAAAACACAAUGGUUUCUGGGACCAUGGAGAUGAGGAACAACUGGGUUUCUCUUGUCAAGUCCAGUUUUAUAUGAAUGAGGUCCAUUUUCCAUACAAAACAUGUUGAGAAGCAUUUCUGCUGUACUCAAUUUCCCCCCUCCUGUUCCAUCCACACACACACACACACACACACACACACACACAGAUAUAUAUAUUCAAAAUCCCCCAGCCAUGAAUAUUUAAAAAUUCAUUGCAGGCACAGCUUAUGUGCUACUGAAUCAAAGGAAAUGUCAUUACUGAAAAAAGUCUUUUAUAUAUUAUUAUUAUUUAGUCCCAGCAGAGUUGUUG